UCACACCCCGUGAUGAAAUCUGGAAGUAAAAUAGCCACUUGUCACAGCCCAUCUUUAUUUAGCAAAUAAACUUGAAAUCUACAUUAUUCUAGGGGCUGUUGAUCAAUGGUGGACCAAAAAGACAUGAUCUCUGUCCUUAUUGGGAUUUGAUUCAGUGGGAGAGAUAUUUAACAAGUAAAUAUUCUAAUAGACAUAUAGUUUAUACUAAAUGCUGUGAAGGAAAACAUAGUAUACCAUGGGGCAGGAUAAUAAUUGGUGGUUUGUCUGGAAGGCGCCUUUGGAGGAAUGACAGGUAAAGAUUAGAAAGAACCAGCUCUUCACAGUUGGGGUAAGGGGUGGAGUUGGUGGAAGAGAGAAUAUGUGCAUAGAUUCUGGAACAGACAAGACAGAAGUUAUAGUUUGAGGAGCCGAGAGAAGGCUGGUGGGACUUCAUGUGGUCUGGUGGUCUUUGGUGUCUGAGCCAUGUGAAGCUUACCAGCCCUACAACAGAAUGGAGCCCUAGCCAUCCAGGAGAGGAUGCAGUGGUGUCUUUUGCUGAUGUUGGAUGGGUAGCCAACGAAGAAGAAGAGUGUUCAACAAGACGAAGGACAGAGGUCAGAUCAAGGCAGCCCCUUCAGGAUGGCCUGCCUUUCUUUGAGAAGCCGCCAAGCAGGGGGCUUUCCUUACCAAACCUGUCUCCAGAAGAGCCUCAACUGAAGACAGCACUGGCAAAUGAGGAAGCACUACAGAAGAUCUGUGCCCUUGAAAAUGAACUUGCUGCUCUCAGAGCUCAGAUUGCCAAAAUUGUGACCCUGCAAGAACAGCAAAAUCUCAUUGCAGGUGAUUUAGAUUCGACCACAUCGGUUACUGCGGCCCCACCCUCUGUCCCACCACCUCCCCCGCCCCCACCUCCUCCGCCCCUCCCCACACCAGGGCUCCACCAAAGUGUAUCUGCUAUUGACCUGAUAAAAGAACGAAGAGAGAAAAAAGCCUGUGCUGGAAAGACUCAGGUUAAGAGCGGGCCAAAGAAACCUGAUAUGCCAAAUAUGCUAGAGAUCCUUAAAGAUAUGAACAGUGUAAAACUUCGGUCAGUAAAAAGGUCAGAACAGGAUCUAAAGCCCAAACCUGUGGAUGCUACCGACCCUGGUGCCCUCAUAGCAGAGGCUCUGAAAAAGAAAUUUGCCUUUCGAUAUCGAAGCGAUAGUCAAGGUGAAGUUGAAAAAGGAAUUCCAAAGUCUGAAUCAGAGGCCACCUCAGAAACAGUGUUGUUUGGGCCGCACAUGUUGAAGUCUACAGGAAAAAUGAAGGCUUUGAUUGAAAAGGUUUCAACUUAAUAGCUGAAGAAAAACUAUCCUUGUUCCAGCUGUUGGUUUGUUAGGGCUAUUUGGCUAGUAGAAAUCAACACUAGUUAGUAAAUACCUGAAUUUAGUAUUCAGUAGUCUCCUUUAGGUCUAAUAAAAAAGCACUCUAAGUCUGUUUGUUUUUAUGAGAAGGUUCUGAAGUUUUCCAUAACAGGUUUUUAAUGUGUAGCGAGGAUGUUAAGGUUUCUAGUCUUAAGAACAAUUAUAUAGAUUUCAGAGGAAAGGACAUUGUAGAUGUAGAGUUUUUAAUUUUUGACACUAAUUUAUCUGUGCAAAUGUUUUAUAUGCAUAUACUUGGGUAUAAAAUAGUACGUAAAAUGUAAUAAUGACGUCAGUGAAGCUGUCAGUGAUUUAUUACUCAGUGAUGGAACAGCUGGUAUAACACACAGCUGCUCGAGUGAAAUAUUUGGGAUUGGAACCUUUUUGCCUUGAACAGGACUUUAGGACUUUUACCCUAGAUCCCCUCUCACAUUUCCUUAGAGAAGGGGAUCAGGUAGGAACCAGAUAAUGUUUACUGCUGAAAAUUCCAUAAUGCUUUCAUUUAAAGGAAAGUCAAAGACCACAAAAGCUGCUUUCACUCCAGUGCUGAGAAAGAAAAUGUAGUUUUUAGAUAGAAAUCAAAUUAUUGAAUCAAAUCGAUAACAAGUGAAAACCAGAAUGUACCAUCUUUCUAUUCCAGUUUAAUAAAGGCAUCAUAAAGAUGGCUUGUUACUAAGUUAAUAUGUAAUGUAAAUGGCAGCAUAAUGGAGUUGAAAUUUUUUUAAAUAUUGGUCGAAUGUAGUAGCUUUAUAAUGAAACAAUAGGUGAAAUAAUUUCCUGUAAGUUAUCAUUGGUCUGCUAUUCUGCUGAAUUACACCACGCAGCAACCCUUAGGUGCUCAUAGGAGAAAAGCCGUUCUUGUGGAGGGCUUCCGAGGAAUGCUGUACAUGCUCAUUUGGGAAUGCUCAAUAAAACUUUAUGGUUUUCUGUAUUUCUGCUAAACUCAGCUGUAGUUAACGCAGAAUCUUCUACCAUGGGUAAAUACUUGGAUUUAUUUAAAUCUAGUAAAAAGUGGAGAUGGGAAGAGUAGACCUUUAAGUUAUUGAAAAUAUGUGCAAUGUUCUCAAUAUUAGGAAAUGUUAUUCAGCUUAAAUUUGAACUGUGGCUUAUUUUACAUGUUUGUUGAUUUACAUUACAUUGUUUCUAAUUGUUUCAUAUGAUUUAAAAACUCUGCCUUUAAAAGAAAUUCAGAAAAUUUGCCUAAAUUAUAUAUUUUGACCUCCUAAGCAAUUUAUAUUUGUAUCAGUAUUGAAUUUUGGCCAGUGCUCCAACUGAAGGAAGUUACUGUAUUGAAAUAAAGCAAAUUUGUAUUUUCCUUGGA
Prionailurus viverrinus (fishing cat) is the source of this 2700-nucleotide messenger RNA. It is a transcript of the gene MTFR1, whose product is annotated as mitochondrial fission regulator 1. The transcript has 6 exons. Gene Ontology annotation, biological process: aerobic respiration; mitochondrial fission. Gene Ontology annotation, cellular component: mitochondrion. NCBI's taxonomy places the organism in Eukaryota, Metazoa, Chordata, Mammalia, Carnivora, Felidae. Bases 432 to 1313 code for a protein of 293 amino acids. The record is from RefSeq and is a predicted model, not a curated record.